ACUGCACCAAGCCAGAUCACACUUGAAGGUUGUCAUUCACUGUUGUAUCUCUAAACUGUAGAUUGUCCUGAGGCGCAGAGCAACCCUCUACGUGGUGAACCUCCUGAUCCCCAGCUGCUUCCUCAUCACUGUGGAUCUCUUCAGCUUCCUGCUGCCUCCCCAGAACGUGGACCGCGCCUCCUUCAAGAUGACCCUUAUUUUGGGCUACUCGGUCUUCCUGCUCAUCAUAAAUAACCUGCUGCCAGUCACAGGAAGCACCAUUCCACUGAUAAAUGUGUUUUUCGCCAUCUGCUUGGCUCUGAUGGUGGCCAGCCUGUUGGAAACUAUUCUCAUCACCAACCUCCUGGUCGGCUCCAGUAACUUCCACCCAGUGCCUGGCUGGGUCCGAGUGCUCGUCCUUCACUUCAUGGGCACCCUCGUCUGGCUGCCUCAGAAAUCAAGAGAGGACAAGAUCAUCCUCAAUCCAGUUGCAGGAGACGUGAAAGUCUGCCCUCUAGUGUCAGUGGAGAGACAGGUUCAAACAGGAGAACAAGGUGAGAUGUGGGCAGAGGCAGGCAAUUCAGCCCUGGCGGAGCUGAGGAAGCUGGGCAAUGAGCUGCAGUCCAUCCGCAUCCAGGUGGCCCAGCAUGUGGACGGGAACCAGAUCUCCCAGGACUGGAUGCAGGUGGGCUACAUCCUCGACCGGCUGCUGUUUGGCGUCUACUGCAUCUUCAUCACCUUCAGCUUCAUCGUCAUCCUCAGCAUCUGGAGUAAUUCGUACAACCAGUGAUGUAAUAAAUAAAAUAGGUGGUUAAACGCCAUUCGUCGGGAAUAAAGUAACGUUCCUUGUAAUUUAUAACCAUUUUUCCAUGAUAGGUGGCUAAAUGUUUGUGUUAAAAUACAAAAUGUGAGGAAAUAGUGCUUACACUCCACUACAGCACCGCGUACAAGACUUAAGAGUCUCCCAUGUUGUUGACUGCUGUUUAGAUUUUAAAACAAUUACCUUAACAUUACCAUAACUUUAACAAUUGUUUGUUUGAUCUUCUGGCUGCACUGAGUAGGUAUGUUGACUUAUAUAUUACUAUA
This is a messenger RNA of Salvelinus sp. IW2-2015, 1065 nucleotides long. Its product is annotated as 5-hydroxytryptamine receptor 3A-like. The record is from RefSeq and is a predicted model, not a curated record. Gene Ontology annotation, molecular function: acetylcholine-gated monoatomic cation-selective channel activity; serotonin-gated monoatomic cation channel activity. Gene Ontology annotation, cellular component: synapse; neuron projection; postsynaptic membrane. Gene Ontology annotation, biological process: signal transduction; regulation of membrane potential; monoatomic ion transmembrane transport. NCBI's taxonomy places the organism in Eukaryota, Metazoa, Chordata, Actinopteri, Salmoniformes, Salmonidae.